This is a messenger RNA of Culicoides brevitarsis, 544 nucleotides long. Its product is annotated as sialate:O-sulfotransferase 1-like. Lineage: Eukaryota; Metazoa; Arthropoda; Insecta; Diptera; Ceratopogonidae. The transcript is spliced from 3 exons. Gene Ontology annotation, cellular component: plasma membrane. The coding region runs from base 8 to 469 and encodes 153 amino acids. The record is from RefSeq and is a predicted model, not a curated record.
GCGUACAAUGAAGACACUUUUCGUACUUUUAAUUGCAAUUUACGUGACAAACACGUUCGCCAAGCAAAUUUGUCUCGAAACUUCCGACAAAAAAAGUGGCAAUUAUCUCGGUUGUUAUCAAGAUCAUGAAAAUCAACGCAUGUUUAGAGGCUUUGUCGUACAUAUGACUUCUUCAAAUAGUAUUGAACAGUGCGUCAAAACUUGUCAUGCUCGACGAUUUGUUUAUGCCGGAGCUCAAAAUGGUUAUGGCUGUUAUUGCGGAAAUUCUGCGCCAAAAGACGAAUAUCAUAACAAAGUUUCUGAUAAAAAUUGCAAUAAAUUGUGCCCGGGACAUUCUACGGAAAAAUGCGGAGGUUAUGGUUACAUGAGUGUUUAUGAGACGGGCAUUGAACAAUUUUUGAUAAGCGGCAAAGGAAAGCGACUUGAAGAUAGCAACAUUAUUUCUGAUAAAAAAUGGUUCAUUGCUUAAAUUAUUUUAAAAUAAUUUCUUGAAAUUAAAAUAAAAUAUUACAAAUGAAACCUUAUAAUUUUUUGUAUUAUUAAA